This is a messenger RNA of Hypoxylon fragiforme, 3097 nucleotides long. RefSeq names its product DNA/RNA polymerase. Gene Ontology annotation, molecular function: DNA-directed DNA polymerase activity; damaged DNA binding. Gene Ontology annotation, cellular component: site of double-strand break; replication fork; nucleus. The transcript has 2 exons. Lineage: Eukaryota; Fungi; Ascomycota; Sordariomycetes; Xylariales; Hypoxylaceae. The record is from RefSeq and is a predicted model, not a curated record. Gene Ontology annotation, biological process: error-prone translesion synthesis; response to radiation. The coding region runs from base 450 to 2414 and encodes 654 amino acids.
CGUAACCAGCUUUGGAGUUUGGAGCGUACCUCCCAGGUCCUGCCAGCCUGUGCCAGGUCUUGCCUACCAACAGAGCAAAGUAGUCAAAUUAGUCUCCACUUUUUUGUCUUUGCCCUUCGCCGACAUCGAGGUAGGCGCGUUCUUAGGUCAGGUAGAUCACGGGUACCGGCGCGUCACUUUCCCGGAGUAAGAAGUACUUCUUUCACUUCUCAGCUCUUUCAACUUUUAUGUACCUCUCAUUUUCUAUCAACUUCAAUGUUGCGACGGUCCGAAAAAAAUAUUGAAUCGCCAUAGUCAGACCGGGUCGGCGCGGAACACUGUGCAACAAUGGUCCUUGCUCUCCGGCCAUCAGUUAUACAUACAUCACAUGUUUAUAUUAUAUAGUCAUCCCGCUCCGCUGUUAUCCGAUUCGAGAGUAACCAAACCCAAGUCCGCAUGCUUUGCCGAGCAUGUCUUCACCCCGUUUCCACAUGUCAUCUCCCGUCCACGGCACCGGCAGACGGAAAUCUCGAUUCACUUAUCGACAACUAACCCUGUUAACAUCAUAUUCCACGUCAACUCCUCUUCGUGUCAUUGCCCAUAUCGAUCUAGAUGCUUUUUAUGCUCAGUGUGAGAUGGUGCGUCUUGGUACGGCUGAAGAUCAACCUUUAGCUGUUCAACAGUGGCAAGGGCUGAUUGCCGUCAACUAUCCUGCGCGAGAGUUUGGUAUAGGUCGGCACUGCACUGUGACUGAUGCGAAGAAGUUGUGCCCGAAACUCAUCUCGCAGCACGUUGCUACUUGGAGGGAAGGUGACGAGAAAUGGGCGUAUCAUGACGACGCAGCUGCCCAUAUUGGCACUCACAAGGUUUCUUUAGAUCCUUACAGGCUUCAGUCACGAAGAAUUCUCGCGCUAAUCAAAGAGAGCCUUCCGUCCAACCUGCAGAGGGUUGAGAAGGCAAGCAUAGACGAGGUCUUUCUGGAUCUAUCUGCACAUAUCCACUCUAUUUUUCUGCAGAGGUUCCCGGAGCUUGCUUACCCUCCCCCGUAUGAUGAUCCUACGGAGAAAUUGCCUCUCCCUCCAGUCACUGCCCUCGACUGGCAAGCGGACGCACUUGUGGAUUUCGAGGAUGCAGAGAUCGAGGCGGAUGACCCGGACUGGGACGACGUAGCCAUUCUCAUUGGAUCAGAAAUUGUUCGAGAUAUACGAGCUCAAAUUCGUCGAACGUUAGGCUACACAUGUUCUGCCGGUAUAGCAGGGAACAAGCUGCUGAGUAAGUUGGGCUCCGGCUACAAGAAGCCCAACCAACAGACGGUUAUUCGGAAUCGAGCGGUGCAGCAUUUUCUAUCUGACAUGAAAUUUACCAAGAUUCGAAACUUGGGCGGCAAGCUUGGCGAGCAGGUCGUGUCAACUUUUCACACAGAAGCAGUUAAAGAUUUGUUGCAUGUGCCAGUAGAGCAAAUGAAGCUCAAAUUAGGUGAUGACACUGGAGUGUGGCUCUACAAUACUAUACGAGGUAUCGACGUGAGCGAGGUUAGCUCGCGGACGCAGAUCAAGUCGAUGCUGUCGGCCAAAUCCUUUAGGCCCUACAUAAACAAUCAGGAACAAGCUGUCAAGUGGUUACGAAUCUUUGCCGCCGACAUAUUCUCGCGAUUGGUGGAGGAAGGUGUUCUCGAAAACAAGAGGCGGCCGAAGACAAUCAACUUACAUCACCGCCAAGGGGUUCAGACCCGCUCACGACAGAGUAAUAUUCCUCAAGGGAAGACCCUCGAUGAGGCAACAUUGUUCGAACUUGCCAAGAAUCUAUUCAUCCAAUUUAUCCAAGAAGGUAAAGUCUGGCCAUGCUCCAACCUCAGCUUGAGUGUGGGAGGAUUUGAAGACGGUAUCACUGGCAACCGGGGUAUAGGUGCCUUCUUAUUAAAAGGGGACGAGGCACGUGAAUCCAAGGGAAACCUCCGAGAGGAUCCAGCAGGUCCAGUCACGCAUGAACGACCGGAGAAGAAACGACGGGUCGAGAGCCCCGGUAUCCAGCGAUUCUUCCCAAAGAGGGAGAGUUCGAGUGGAGAUCCCGAGGAGAGUAUCGACGACGACCUAACUGGGACGGGCAAUAGCAAAAUCGAGACAAAAGAGGCGUCCCUAAACAGUUCAGGAAGUCGACUAUGGCCAGCUACGGAAUACGUCAAGGUAUGUACGCGCUGUAAUGCAAGACUUGAAGGCGCCGAGGCCCUACAGAGCCACCUCGACUGGCAUCUCGCCAAAGACCUUCAGGAGGAAGAACGUGGCAACCAGACAUUUGCUAGCCACCAAUCCACGGGAUCACGCAGUCAGAAGACUGCAGCUGCAUCAUCGUCAUCAUUAUCUUCUAAGAAAUCUACAAGAGGUAGUACCUCUAGCACUAAGCUUGAGCAAGGGCAGAGUAAAUUGAAAUUUGGGUGAAGCAAUCCCUAGCAUACCACUCAACUCGAAGCGAACGCUACAUGCGCCCUAGUCAACUCCAACGCAUCCAUUCGUCCAGGCGAGAUGCUAUCUUUGUCUUCAUAUAUGGCGUCCAACGGGGAUCGCGUUCACCAACAUUCGGUGCAUCCCUUAUACAGCAGGUCCACCUUUAUGCACAUUUCUCCUAUCUGUGUCUAAAUUUCGGCGAUACGAAAACGGAUGGCGUCUUCUGGGAUCCCGUCUUAAGUAGUGAUGGGUUAUGCCGAUUGCGAUAUGUUGAGGACAAUAGAAGCUUAGUGUUCAGGCAUUCGGCAAGGAACCGACGAAAAAAAUCUGGGCCAACAGAAAUGUCGGUCUGCACCGCCUGACCCACUCACUACCUUACGGUAUAGGUGUCGGUGGUGCGAGGUUAGGCAAAUGGGUUGUUCGUGAACUCGCGCUUGACGGCUCGUUCGUGUCUUAAGAGAGUCACCUAAUGUUCAAGUGCAUCAUUCAAACCCGGGAAUUGUGUACUACAUUGGUGGACCGAUUCGGCGAGACAGCCCAUCGGCCUCACAUGAACAACACGGCACGCGUGCGGACGGCCCCCAAGAUUCACAUGCAAUAAUAAGGGAUGAACUCUCGAUAUUACUACGGUAGAAAGUUUUUUUCGGGAGGCUUUCUAGACUGAAAGAUUGUGGUGU